CGCGCGGUUGAGAGUCACUGGGGACUCUCGACUGUCGUUGAACUUUCAGAGAGGCAGCACCCCCAUGCAUGAUUCCCGCUCCCACUCGCAUUAUUAGCACCGGCGCUGAAACACGGAACGGCUAAUUAACCUGCUCUGCUUCGUCAAUCAAGCACACAACCUGCAAGAAGGCUACCCCCGCUCUGUCUCCUUUCCUGUGCCGCGCGCCCCUCCGCCAGCAACCCGCUGGCGUGCGUCGAGCACUCGUCGAUGCAACCGGCGCAGCCUCCGUGUGGAAGUCGGGGAGGAGGGAGAGGAGCCCAAGCGGGGGCGGCCGCACUCCCGCGCUGCAACCACCACCGGCUGCUCGUGCUCGUCGUCAUCAUGUACCUGGUGGGCGGCAGCGACGUUCUUCUUCUAGCCGCUGCUGCGGCGCCGGCCCGCCGUCUGGGAGUUGCGGAAUCCGUGGCGUACGACGUCGGCUCACGGCCGGUACCCGAAGUGGUUGCUGCGGCGAGCUCGCCGUCGUCCACGCCUGCUGCCGUGGGGCUCACCGACAACAAGCGGCCGGUCCCGAGCUGCCCCGACGCCCUACACAACAGGUAGGAUAGCUAGAGAACAUAGCAUAGAGCAAAGAGCCAUGUUGAGUUUCCCUCUUACCAAAUUGGCCACCUUUGGGCCCAAUAUUGUCUACAUUUGUACAGGUUCAUGAUUCAUCCUUGUUGACUCGUUUCACAGUAAUUAUAU
Messenger RNA from Triticum aestivum (bread wheat), 726 nucleotides. RefSeq lists its product as uncharacterized. Bases 250 to 585 code for a protein of 111 amino acids. The record is from RefSeq and is a predicted model, not a curated record. The transcript has a single exon. Lineage: Eukaryota; Viridiplantae; Streptophyta; Magnoliopsida; Poales; Poaceae.